This is a messenger RNA of Oncorhynchus gorbuscha (pink salmon), 6043 nucleotides long. Its product is annotated as regulator of nonsense transcripts 1-like. Gene Ontology annotation, molecular function: zinc ion binding; RNA helicase activity; ATP binding. Gene Ontology annotation, cellular component: cytoplasm. Gene Ontology annotation, biological process: nuclear-transcribed mRNA catabolic process, nonsense-mediated decay. The record is from RefSeq and is a predicted model, not a curated record. The coding region runs from base 545 to 3847 and encodes 1100 amino acids. The transcript has 23 exons. Lineage: Eukaryota; Metazoa; Chordata; Actinopteri; Salmoniformes; Salmonidae.
UACCUACAUAAUAUUACCAGGAAAGGGUAAGCGGUUAAGACUGUUGUGUUAUUAACCAAAAGGUUGCUGGUUUGAUUCCCUCAGCCGACUAGGUUAAAACAAUCUCAGUGUGCCCCUUGAGCAAGGCAUUCAACCCUACAGUAACUGCUCCUGUAAAUUGCUCUGGAUAACAACAUCUUCUAAAUUACUGUACAUGAUAAACACAUUCUGACUAGGCCUAAUCAAGGAUUGUGAAAAAUAUUCCCCUUUUGUGUAAACGUUAUGCCAUGGACACUUUGAAUGUGGUUAUGGCUAGAAGGGAUCUAGCUUUUGUCAAAUUUGACGACCUUUGAUGUGCUCUUUGCAUUUUGUGCUGUGUGCAAGGUGUUACGUCAUUACUUCGAGUGGGAGUUGAGGCUCACGAGACGGUGUGUUCUCAGUUUAUUCAUGUGCUUAGGUAUUUCGAUAUUUGUUUAAGUUUAAUUUUGGCAGGGAUAUCUACACUUUGUUUAGUUAGCGAUUGAAUUUAAAAUAUCAUUCUGAAAUAUCACUGUUGGUGGAGAAAAUGAGUGUUGAGGCGUACGGGCCGAGCUCGCAGACUCUCACGUUCCUGGACACUGAGGAAGCGGAGUUGCUUGGAGCAGAUACCCAGGGCUCGGAGUAUGAGUUCACGGAUUUUACCCUGCCGAGCCAGACUCAAACAGGCCAAACGCAGAGUCAGUUGGAAAAUCAGGUGAAUGGGCCUGAUGGAGUACAGCAGAAUGGGGAUGACCCUGUUGUGAAAGCAAGUCAACUUCUUGCAGAGUUGAACUUUGAAGAAGACGAGGAAGACAGCUAUUAUACUAAAGACCUCCCAGUCCAUGCAUGCAGUUACUGUGGCAUUCACGAUCCUGCUUGUGUGGUGUAUUGCAACACCAGCAAGAAGUGGUUUUGCAAUGGACGUGGCAAUACAUCUGGCAGCCACAUUGUGAACCACCUGGUCAGAGCCAAGUCCAAGGAGGUGACUCUGCACAAGGAUGGUCCUUUGGGGGAGACGGUGCUGGAGUGCUACAACUGUGGCUGUCGCAACGUCUUCCUCCUGGGGUUCAUCCCUGCCAAGGCAGACUCUGUGGUGGUACUGCUUUGCAGGCAGCCAUGUGCCAGUCAGAGCAGUCUGAAAGACAUCAACUGGGACAGCUCCCAGUGGCAGCCGCUGAUCCAGGACCGCUGCUUCCUGUCCUGGCUGGUUAAGAUCCCCUCUGAGCAGGAGCAGCUGCGGGCCCGCCAGAUCACUGCCCAGCAGAUAAACAAGCUUGAGGAGCUCUGGAAGGAAAACCCCACAGCCACUCUGGAGGACCUGGAGAAGCCCGGCGUGGACGAGGAGCCUCAGCACGUGUUGCUGCGCUACGAGGAUGCCUACCAGUACCAGAACAUCUUUGGCCCCCUGGUCAAACUGGAGGCUGACUACGAUAAGAAACUCAAAGAGUCCCAGACCCAAGACAAUAUUACUGUCAGGUGGGACUUGGGACUCAAUAAAAAGCGGAUUGCUUAUUUCAGCCUUCCCAAGACGGACUCAGACAUGCGCCUGAUGCAGGGAGAUGAGAUUUGCCUGAGGUACAAGGGAGACCUUGCCCCACUCUGGAAAGGCAUUGGACAUGUCAUCAAAGUCCCAGACAACUAUGGCGAUGAGAUAGCCAUCGAGCUGAGGAGCAGUGCUGGGGCCCCCGUGGAAGUACCACACAACUUCCAGGUUGAUUUUGUGUGGAAAUCCACCUCCUUUGACCGGAUGCAAAGUGCCCUGAAGACCUUUGCCGUGGACGAGACCUCUGUGUCCGGGUACAUCUACCACAAGCUGCUGGGUCACGAGGUGGAGGAUGUGGUCAUCAAGUGUCAGCUGCCCAAACGCUUCACCGCCCAGGGCCUGCCUGACCUCAACCACUCACAGGUAUAUGCUGUGAAGACUGUGCUGCAGCGUCCUCUCAGUCUCAUCCAGGGGCCCCCUGGCACGGGGAAAACUGUCACCUCUGCCACUGUAGUGUACCACCUGGCCAGACAGGGCAACGGGCCUGUGCUGGUGUGUGCUCCCAGUAACAUUGCGGUGGACCAGCUGACUGAGAAGAUCCACAUGUCAGGUCUGAAGGUGGUGAGGCUGUCUGCCAAGAGCAGAGAGGCCAUCGACUCCCCUGUGUCCUUCCUGGCUCUGCACAACCAGAUCCGCAACAUGGACAGUAUACCAGAGCUUCAGAAGCUCCAGCAGCUGAAGGACGAGACUGGGGAGCUGUCCUCCUCAGACGAGAAGCGCUACAGAGCCCUGAAACGCACCGCAGAGAGGGAACUACUUAUGAAUGCUGAUGUGAUCUGCUGUACCUGUGUGGGGGCAGGAGACCCCCGCCUGGCCAAGAUGCAGUUCCGCUCCAUCCUCAUUGACGAGAGCACCCAGGCCACUGAGCCAGAGUGUAUGGUGCCUGUCAUACUGGGGGCCAAGCAGCUGAUCCUGGUGGGAGACCACUGCCAGCUGGGUCCAGUAGUGAUGUGUAAGAAGGCUGCCAAGGCGGGCCUGUCCCAGUCCCUGUUUGAGCGUCUCGUGGUGCUGGGCAUCAGGCCUAUCCGUCUGCAGGUGCAGUACCGUAUGCACCCGGCCCUCAGCGCUUUCCCCUCCAACAUCUUCUACGAGGGCUCCCUGCAGAACGGAGUCACUGCAGCUGACCGCAUCAAGAAAGGCUUUGACUUCCAGUGGCCACAACCAGACAAGCCCAUGUUCUUCUACGUGACCCUGGGCCAGGAAGAAAUUGCAAGCUCUGGAACCUCCUAUCUUAACAGAACUGAGGCUUCCAACGUGGAGAAGAUCACCACCAGGCUGCUUAAGGCCGGGGCCAAGCCUGACCAGAUAGGCAUCAUCACCCCCUACGAGGGCCAGAGGUCCUACCUGGUGCAGUACAUGCAGUUCAGUGGCUCCCUCCACACCAAGCUCUACCAGGAGGUGGAGAUAGCCAGCGUUGAUGCGUUCCAGGGCAGAGAGAAGGACUUCAUCAUCCUGUCCUGUGUCAGAGCCAACGAGCACCAGGGCAUUGGCUUCCUCAACGACCCACGCCGUCUCAACGUGGCUCUCACCAGGGCCAGGUAUGGGGUUAUCAUCGUGGGCAACCCCAAGGCCCUGUCCAAGCAGCCUCUGUGGAACCACCUGCUCAACUACUAUAAGGAGCAGAAGGUUCUGGUGGAGGGACCCCUCAACAACCUGAGGGAGAGCCUCAUGCAGUUCAGCAAGCCCCGCAAACUGGUCAACGCCAUCAACCCUGGGGGCCGUUUCAUGAGCACAGCCAUGUAUGAUGCAAGGGAGGCUCUUAUUCCUGGAUCUGUGUAUGACCGUAGCAGCACUGGACGUUCAUCCAACAUGUACUUCCAGACCCACGACCAGAUCGGCAUGAUUGGUCCGGGCCCCAUGGCCUCCAUGAACAUUCCCUUCAACCUGGUCAUGCCCCCCAUGCCACCGCCAGGCUACCUGGGCCAGGUCCACUGCCCGCCAGCAGGCCGUGGUGGAGGUAUGAAGGGUAGGGCGGGCGGCGGAGGGGUGCGAGGUGGGCGCCAGCGGAGCCGUGGCAUGGGGAACCACGGCGGGGGCAGCGGGCAGCACGGCCUCAUGAGUGGCAGCCAGGCCAGCCAGGACCUGGGUUCCCAGCCCUUCUCCCAGGGACCCCUCACACAAGGCUACAUCACCAUGAGCCAGCCUUCCCAGAUGAGCCAGCCUGGCCUCUCCCAGCCUGAACUCUCUCAGGACAGCUACCUUGGCGAUGAGUUCAAGUCCCAGAUUGACGUGGCCCUCUCCCAAGACUCCACCUACCAAGGGGAAAGAGCUUAUCAACAUGGUGUGACUGGACUGUCCCAGUACUAGAGUGUUGUGGGAAAAGGAGCUAGGCCUGUGCUGAGCUUAGUUCGUCGCCAUUUUAAUCUGGGUAAUAUCAAAAAAAGAACAUAUGGAUACCCGUUUUCCACUGCUACAACUGAAGCACCACUGUGUGAAAGCAACAGGAGAGAGACCGAGAGAAACCAACCAAUCACAAGAGUGAGAGCAAAAUGGGGGUAGAGCUGGACAAGACAAGAGCGAGGAGGAGGGAGAGAGAAGGCGCUGCUCGCACACAGAGGAGAAGCAGCAUACGUUGGGGUAGCAGCGUCGGAGCGACAAGCCCUUUGAUGAUGAGUCGAGGGGUGAAAGGUCAUAGAUCCUCAAUGGGGUCACAGGAGUCACAUCCCUACCACCUCUUCUCCCCCAGGGACCACAAGUUAGUUGGCUGAGGACAUUGUUCUCGGAGCAGAGAGACUGAGAAGAGUUCUCACACAACCCUCCAACCUCACUCUACAAAACCGUCUCCUGCCAGCUAGAGGGGAAAAAGGGGACGAAACUCUUGAAGCAGUCAGUCGAUUUGGGAAAAUUUCUAACCUCAAAGUUGAUCCGUGCUCAUGCUCUGCAUUUGAACAUGUUUGAGCGAGAGGCGAGAGGUUUUGGGCAGACCAAGAAUGGUCUUGUUGAACGUCUCAACCGGAAUCAAAUGGUGCAGGAGUCGGAAGAAUACUGACCAUUCAUCUUUUUCAACUUUGAGUUGGAAAGUUUUCUACAUGAGGUCUGUUGUUGCAGAGGUUUUGAAAGCUGGUGAAUUUCACUGGCUUUCCGCUCUGGUCUUUCUGAAGGAUAAGUGGUGGAAUGGCUCUUGAAACAAUUAAAGGAAACAUUAUUGUCUCGAGAUCUGAAGUGGUGGACUUGAAAGAUCUGUAGUUUGCGAGACAGGUUUUAGUUUUUUUCUUAAGUCUAUCUGUAGUACAAAAAGGAGAGUAAAAAGAAUACCAUAAGCAACUUAUUGUAAUCAAAAAAGCAGGCAUCACUUGCUCUUUAAAUAACCUCCAAAUUAUUACUUUAAAAUUAGUCGCAGCUUCACAGACAUGAAAUUCCACAAAGAAAGCACUUGUAGAAUGCACAUAUCAUUUGCAUGGCUAAUUCAUUAAUCCACAUUAAGCAGAGAAGUUAUCCCUAGAGACCCAAGUUUAAACAUGAAAUUAUGUAUUAAAUCAGGUUUUACUUUGUUGAUCAACAACUCAUAAGAGGUGUUGCAAGGGAACAAGAAUUUAUGUUCAGAGAGGUUAUAGUAAUGAAGUGUGUGAAUACUACUGGGAUAAGACUGCAGUAAUUCACAAGUGGAAGUCUGGACUUGACUACUGAGGAAGGUUAGAAGCCUCUGGCAACUGCUAAUUGUAGGUAUUCAGUACUGGCUGUCAUUGGCCCAUGUGAAAAUGAAGGUUAUGAACUCACUUAAAAAUAUAAAUAUAUAAUUUCUGACCAUACCUUGAUGAGUUUGUUGACCGAAGGGAGGCAUUUCUGUCAGUAUGUGGCAGAGGAUGAGAACAAAUAUUUGUAUAUUGGUGUUGUAGACACAGUAGGUACUUUUAUAUUUAGUGCCCAUGAAAGGUUAUGGUGUAGAUUUGUGUAGCCCCCACCACAGAUCUAGUCUCAAACCUGACUCUAGGCAAACCAGUGGGUGCGUUCCUUUGCUGAUGCAGGCCAGAUCGUUAUAGAUAUCUAUAGAUAGCAAUCUGGUCCCUGACGACAUAGUCGAGGACGUGCCAUGCAACCAAUGGUUGAUGCAUGCAAUGUCUGAGCAGGGGAACAUGACUAGGGUCUGGUUUCAAUGCUCGUGUUCCCCUGGUCAGACAUUGCACGUAUCAAUCAGUGGUUGCGUGCCCUGUCAUCAACUAUGUCAUUAACUGACAGAUUGCUAUGACAUAUGUGGUUAGCUGAUACUUUAAAUGCCAUCAACGCCUGGGCACAGGAACGCCCCCAAUGAUGGACUCUUUUAGCAUAGAGGAACUGUCACUACCUACACUAUAUUUCCAGCAGUAUGUGGACACCGAUUCAAAUGAGUGGAUUUGGCUAUUUCAGACCCAUAUGUUACUGAUGGGUAUAUACAAUCGAGUACACAGCCAUGCAAUCUCCAUAGACAAACAUUGACAAUAGAAUGACCUUACUGAAAUGCUAAGUGACUUUCAAUGUGGCACUGUCAUAGGAUGCCACCUUUCCAACAAUUCAGUUUGUCAAAUU